Messenger RNA from Gekko japonicus, 3184 nucleotides. RefSeq names its product arrestin domain containing 1 (gene ARRDC1). NCBI's taxonomy places the organism in Eukaryota, Metazoa, Chordata, Lepidosauria, Squamata, Gekkonidae. Gene Ontology annotation, cellular component: cytoplasm. Gene Ontology annotation, molecular function: ubiquitin-like ligase-substrate adaptor activity; ubiquitin protein ligase binding. The transcript is spliced from 8 exons. The record is from RefSeq and is a predicted model, not a curated record. Gene Ontology annotation, biological process: protein transport. The coding region runs from base 157 to 1419 and encodes 420 amino acids.
GCGGAGAGAGCCGGAGCGCCGCGUGAAAGCGCAGCAGUCGGCGCGUCCCAAUCAGCAGCAGCAGCAGUCCGGAGCGGCGCCCGCAGGAGGACUCACCGCCGCGCCAAGGCCUCCCUCGGCUCCUUCCCGGUAGUCGCAGCCCGGCCUGGCGAGACUAUGGGGAAGGUGCAGCUUUUCGAGAUCCACUUGGGCGACAGCCGCGUCGUCUACAGCCCCGGAGAGCCCUUGAGUGGCGUCGUCACCGUCCGCGUGAGUGGCUCUCUCCAGUACCGCGCCAUCAAGGUGCUCUGCACGGGCUCCUGUGGGGUGUCAAGCAAGAUGAAUGACACAGCGUGGACAGUGGAGGAGCAGUACUUCAACAUCACCCUGACCGUGGCAGAUAAAGGGUUCCUGUCUCCCGGCGAGCACACCUUUCCCUUCCAGUUUAUGUUGCCAGCUUCGGCUCCCACGUCCUUCGAAGGGCCCUUUGGGAAGGUCACGCACCAGAUCAAAGCAGUGAUAGACACCCCGAGAUUUGCCAAGGGCCACAAGUGCCACAAGGUCUUCUACGUCCUUUGCCCGCUGAACCUGAACGAUAUCCCUGAGAUUGAGCACCCGAACAUUGCAUCAGUCACUAAGAAGUUCAACUACAAGUUUGUGAAAACUGGCAACGUGGUUCUGACGGCAACGACGGAUCAAAAGGGCUAUGUGGUAGGGCAGGUCAUCCACCUGCAAACAGAGAUUGAGAAUAAAUCUGGCCGUGACACGAGCACCAUUGUGGCCAGUCUGAUCCAGAAAGUUGCCUAUAAAGCCAAGCGGUGGAUUUAUGACCUGAGGACCAUUGCGGAGGUGGAAGGCUCAGCCGUCAAGGGCUGGAAACAUGCCGAGUGGAAGGAGCAGGUCCUUGUCCCGGCGCUGCCGCAGUCCCUUCUGCAAGGCUGUAGUCUCAUUCACAUUGAUUACUACAUCCAGGUUGCCCUGAAGUCUCCAGCAGUUUCCAUCACCCUCCCCAUUUAUAUCGGCAACAUUUCUGUGAACAGAAUUUCUUUAAACCCGUCCAUGUUGACCGCCCACAUUGUGAUUCCGAGCGCCCCCCCAGAAGACGACGAGGCUGCCGGUGGCUACCACCCCCUGGACAGUGUUUCAAUUCCCACCAAAAGCCACUCUCAACACCAGCCCUUCAGCUAUGCACCGGGCUUAAGCUUCAGUGACGCAAGGCAGGGCUCCGACCAGACGGGCUCCCCCAACCAUCCCACGCUUUGCCUGUCGACAGGGGCGACCGUCCCUUAUUUCGCUGAGGGCACAGUUGUCCCGGUCCCCACCGCCAGCGCCCUGAUCUUGCCUCCAGAGUACAGCACUUGGGGAUACCCGUACGAGGCACCCCCUUCCUACGAACAAAGUUGCAGCAGUGCUAACUCCAGUCUGAGCAACGGCAAUUAGACUCUGGCUAAGAAUCCGUCCGGCUUGACACCGGGUGGGGGAGGACAGCGCACACGCAUUGCCCAGGAGGGCGGUUUCUGCCAAGACGCCAGGCUGCCACUUGCCUGCUCCGUGGAGAAUGCCUUGCGUGACGGUCUCUGUCCUCGUACUGUACAGUUCACCAUCUUCCUUGCUGCUUUUACUAUCUGAGCACCUGUGAUGCCUUAACUGAAACGCUACCAAGAUGUCUUGUAUGAAUGGAGUGUGGAUCGUGGGUGUAUGUCUGUGUAUAUAUCUAUAUAUGUGUGUGUGUAAAUUUUUGAGUGCCACUCUUUAUCAGCCGCGUGCAAACUGGAACGCAUAUGGCGAGGUCUGAUUUUUUUAAAAAAAAAAACUUUUAAAAGUGGACGAAUAUGUUUUUGUUAAUCUCCCUUUUCCUCUGCGUGCCCAUCGAAACAGCCAAGGUUGCCCCAAAACGGCAGGUCAUUCUAUAGGGAGCAGCAGCAGCAGUUCAGCAAGGGUACCGCUGGUUCAGAUUCCCACGGCAUGAAGCAAGUACGGGAUUUCUCGUGCAGGGAGGGGGGAAAUAUUGAAUUGACAAGGGCGUUGCCUGAAUAUCUUUUUAAGUCACACGACGGUCUGCCACACAGCUUGCAGCAGAGCGAUCCUUCUCUGAAAGGAGGUCGAAGGAUCAGCAGUUUAGGAAGAUGGGUAUUAACUUUUUUUAUAUAGCACUGAGACAGUGCGGCGCAGUCUCUUUCUUCAUGCCCAAGGCUGCUUGCCGUUUGGUGGCCCAGGUCAGCUUCAAAAUGCCUCUCUGGGCCUUCCUUCUAAGUGCCUGGGGAAGCCGCUCUUUACCACCUCUCCCACUGAAAUCACUGCAGCUUCGAACAGGCCGGGGACUGCCAACAAUCAAGGUUCCGCCCCAAUUCUACCUCUGAUUUAUCUCCCAAGGAGUAAAGCUGGACACGUACUGGGAGGAGACUUUGUUUUUUAAAAAAGAAAGAAAAAAGGCAUCCUUUUGUAAAACAGACGUCAUCAUUUCCUCUUGCACCAAGACCCAUGUGCCUCGCCAGACACAAAAGACCCCCAAAUACGCUCUGUGUUGUGUGCAGUGCCCUCGCCGUGCCGAGUGCUCUUGCUGUUUACAUCCCUGGUGAUUUCUGGUUGAGAGGGAAUGGCUGGCCAGUGCCUUUUCCAAGAGGCUUGCGAUCUGGCCGCUUCCCAGAAGAGCGCCUUCCAAAGUGAGCUGGCGGUUUCCAGAGGCAAGCCAUGUCCUGGGGCCCAAAGUCAAUUCCAAGGCUUGCUUCUGAUCUUAGCUGGCUGGCUUCAGCGCUGCCCGCUCCCAUCAGAAGCUGUUCUAGCGAUGCUGUCAGCCUGAUUUUGUAAUUGGAACUCCAGCCAUGGCAUUCGGCCUUCAACGAACAGCUUGUGUGUAUGUGGGGUGGUGGUGGUGGUGGUGGUGGUGGUAAAACUGGAUUGGUGCCACGGUGCCGGGCAAGUGGAUUAACUCUUCUUUCUCCUCACACACGCACGCACAUUCAGUUCUGUUGGUUGCCUUGAUGCCUUGAUAGGGGAGCAAUGGACAAGUACCCAUGACGACUUUCUGGGGGCAAAUGUAGCGCCAGGAUUUCUGAUCCUGGGGUUCCAGUCCGGUGUGAUUUGGCCCUGUGAAUGAAAGCCCUUCUUUUCGGCUUGCCGAUCUCCUGCCUUCAACCCCCCCUUCUUCCGCUUUGCCAACACAGACACAAAUCCUGACACUUUCACUGCACCGACUGUUUAUAGA